CGAGUACGACGCGCCCGUCGUCGGCGACGAGUUUCUUGCCCCCGACGAUGGCCCAAAUCUCGCCUGCCGUCGCUGAACUUCUCGGACUAAUAUUAGGAACGUUGUUCUAUGGUGCGUUUAUCGCUCUCUGACCUGUGUGAACGUUGAGCACUUGAAGCUGUGUUUAGGCGCGUAUGUCGUGCUCGUCGUUCUAUAUUUCCUAGUAGGCAAAAGCCGGAAGCGAAGAGGUGCCACGACGAGCAAGUCGACGCUCACAGUCAUUAUUGUCAAUAUCCUUCUAUUUUUUACUGCUACUGCGCAAUGGAUCAUCGAAAUUAUCCGAACCUUCAUCGCCUUCAUCGGUCGCAGCAGGGAACCUAACGGGCCGCUUCUGUAUCUGUCAUUGCCGACCAAUGGUCUGAAUGUCGCACGCCUGGCGCUAUACUUAGUCGAAACAGCCGUAUUGGCUAACUAUAGGAUGGUAUAUCGACUCUGGUUGGUGUGGCAUCGCAAGUGGCUAAUUGCCGCGCUACCUAUUUGCACAUACUUUGCCAGCGUAGUCUGCGGAGCGAUGUCUGUCUACCAGGUGCACAGGCUGACUCCGAACGAAAACCUUUUCGAGCUCUCCAGUGCACCUUGGUUUGCGUCUACUCUGACCUGCACCAUUGCUACGAGUGGAUACUGUUCAGCGUUGAUAUCCUACAAAAUCUGGAGCACACAACGAGCAGUGAGACGCGCUCAGACGACAUACCCGCACUCUACAACAACUUCGAGAAUUGUGGCUAUUGUCAUCGAGGGCGCUUUACUAUUCACCGCAUCAAACGCAACCGUCAUCAUUACCUACUUUAGCCACUCGUUCGCGAUGUUUACCUGCAUGGAUAUUGCGACCCCACUCACUGGCCUUGCCUUCUGUUUAAUCCGGAUUGUCCGUUUCGGCCUGGGCGGGACCUUCGAAGCCGACAGACCAAUGCUGCACACCUUAGAUCUUCGCCGAUCGGAAUUUUCGCGCUCAAAUGCCAGUCGCAUCGCCGUCAUGGAGCCAGUGGCCAUCAAGGACGCUACUAUCGAAGCUGUCGCGAAGACGCCUCGGACGAAUGCACUGCACCAUCCCCAGACCCACCCGCAUAAUUUUACCUAAUUCUGUAGUGUAGUGGCUUAUUAUGGACAUAUUUUUAAGAAAUAUUAUAUGCCAUACG
Molecule: messenger RNA, 1175 nt
Organism: Phanerochaete carnosa HHB-10118-sp
Lineage: Eukaryota; Fungi; Basidiomycota; Agaricomycetes; Polyporales; Phanerochaetaceae
Exons: 10
Coding region: 458-1117 (219 amino acids)
Source: RefSeq, a predicted model, not a curated record